Molecule: messenger RNA, 5281 nt
Organism: Prorocentrum cordatum
Lineage: Eukaryota; Dinophyceae; Prorocentrales; Prorocentraceae
Source: the annotation of a GenBank genome assembly
GCGCUGCGAGGGCGACAACGAGUGCAAGAUGGCUGGCGGCGUGCCGCGGGCCAAGGGUACAGUGCGGCAGGACUGGAAGUGCAAGUCCUGCGUCAGCAAGAGAGGGCGAGCGGUCGUCAACUGGGGGGCGGCGCUCAAGUGCCAGGGCUGCAGGCUGCCCAAGGCCACGUGCUUCUGGGCGAACGUCGCCCUCCUUGCGGCGGCCAAGUCGAAGUCGAAGUCGGGUGCGGCGCCUGGCGGCGGCAGCGGCAAGGCCCCUCCCUGGGCUGGGCGGCCGCUCUCGGUGCAGCUGGCCCAAGCGCAGCGCGAGCUUGCGGACCCCAAGAAGCAGCUCAAGGCCAGUGGGCCUGCCAGUGCUGGCGGGCCGCUCGGCGGGGCGCAGGCCAUGGAGGUCGACGUCGGCGAGGGCGCUGGUGCUGGCGACGCGGCGGUGCUCGCCGAAAUCCACAUGCGCGAGUCGGGCCUGCACGCCAUCAAGGAUCAGGCGGCGGACUGGGUCACGGCGCCGCGGGAGGAGCUGCGCGCCAGGCUGGAGAAGGCGGAUGGCAACGAGUGGAAGGCGCAGGAGUCCUUGCGGCGGGCUGUGGAGGAGGUUGAGCGCGCGGAGUAUGUGCAUGCAGACUUCUUGGGGCAGCAGGUGGCGCUGCAGGCCGACCUGGUGCAGCUGCAGCAGCAGGCGCCCCAGGCUCCACCGCCGCGGCCUGCGGGCCAGGCCAUGGCGCAGGACGUCAUCGGCGGGCUCGGCAUCACGGUGGGCGAGCUGGAGGCCGUCGUGUUGCAGCAGCUCUCGGCCCACCCAGACGAGGAGCAGCCAGUGCCAGCGGAGGCGCAGAAGCGCAUGGUAGGCGUGCUGGGCGUGCGCAUUGCGGAGUUGUGCAUGUCCAAGCGGGCGCGGUGCGUGGAGGCUCCCGCCGGGGAGCAGGCCAGCGCCAGCCAGGACCUCGCCAGCGCCGCAGAAGAGGUGCGUGAUGGCGCAGAGCGGGACGGGCAGCCCCAGCCAGCGCCCGAGGCAGCAACGCCUGGAAGCGGCAGCGGCUCGGCCGUCGUGCCGCGCUGGCAGCCCGAGGCGGAGUCGGUAGAGCAGCUCCAGCAGCGGCUGCGGAAGCAUGACCUGGAGCUCGAAGCGUGGGCCUCCAGCUUCACUAGGACCCUGCUGAUCCUCAGCACGUGGUUUGGCGCCAUGGCGAAGGGCAGCACCUUCACGGCGAACGUGGCGGCGGGGGGGUCCCUGGCGCCGUGCGUCGAGGGCAUCUGCGAGCGGGCAGAGGCCGUGGUCCUCCUGGUCCAGGAGCAUCACGCCAGGGACCACGACAGGCUGGCCGCCCUGCAGCAGGCCGUGCUGGACCACGGGUACGCGGGGCUCUGGGCGCCAGCGGUCCAGGGUCCCCGCGGCGAGGGCCCCGUACUGCUGGCCGCGCGUCUGGUGGCCGCCCAUGCGCACUGGGGAGUGGCGGGCGGGUUCGUCGCCAUUCCUGCGUACUUCCACGACAGUGUGGGGUGGAACGCGGACAACCAGCACGUGGCGGCCGUUCUCAUGAAGUACUUGGCCAAGCUCAGCGCGGCUGGGAUCGACUGGGUCGUGGGCGGUGACUUCAACGUGGAGCCCGAGAAGUUUCCUGUGCAGCAGCUCCACGGGGUCCGCGGGCUGUGGGCGGCGGCAGAGGAUGCCACCUGCAGGCCGCGUGCCGGGGCCUGGUCGACGCUGGACUACCUUCUCUUCGCAGCCAACCGUGCUCCGAGGCUUGGCAGGCCGCGGGCCGACGAGCACGGCGCGACGAAGCCGCGCCUGCCCGUCGCAAUGGAGACGCACGCGCAGCACCUUCCGAUGCAGGUACGGGUGGUGAGGAGCCGGCGGCCGAUCGGCCCUGCGCCGCCCGCGGGCUGCAGCCGCGGCGUCGAGGCAUGGGGCGCCGUGGUGGCUACAGUCGAGCAGGAGCUCCUGGACCGCUGCGACGUCGUCGGGCAUGACAGGACCAAGUACGUCGUCAGGCCGCGGCGCGCCGCGUGGCGUCGAGGUAGGCUCGGCACCCGAUGGGGGGUCGGGGCGUACGUCGCCAAAGCGGUCCGCCAAUUCCACGGCGCCAGCCUCCUCUGCUCGCUGUCCGAGGCCCAGUUUGACAAGCUGGCGGGGUUCCUGCUGGAGGCGGCGGCGUACCUCGACAAGAUCAUCGCCAGUCGCGGCACGCUGGCGCUCCUGCCGCACUGGGUGCAGGACUUCUUCGGCCAGCGGGUGCUGAUGUUCGCGCAGGCCGACUUCGCGGGCCAGGCGCCGAGGGUCGCAGAGUACGCUAACGGUCAGUAUGAAGCGGCCCUCGCGGCGCAGCAAAAGGAGUGGGUCAAGCGGGCCAACGAGUCAUUCUCCCACGGAGAGGUGGUCACUGCCUGGCAUAGCCAGCAGCAGGACGCGAGCCCGCACCUGGUGUGCGAUCGGGAGAUGCAGCCGCGGGCACAGGCGUGGCGGUGCCAUGGGCUGCCGCAGGCUCGCAGGCCUGCGGGCAUUGAGGAGUGGGAUGCGCUGCCCGAACUCACCGUCGACAAGAUGAGGAGGGCUGCGCUCUCAUUCCCCACGGGCACGGCGAUGGGGCCUGCCAAGAUAGGCAUGCGUGCCUUGUCUUUCCUGUCCGAGGACGGCAUGUAUGUUUGCGCGCAGGUCUUCACGCGCAUGGAGGAGUUGGGCGCGUGGCCUGAGGGCCGCUUGUGGCACGCCAUGCGUCGGCUGCCCAAGCCCUCUGGAGGGUGCCGCCUCAUCGCGCUCAUGCAUCAUUUGGUGCGCUGGUGGUCGAGGGCGCGGGCGGACAUCUCCAAGGGCUGGCUCGCGCAGCACCCCGGCGUCGACAUCUGGGGGCUCGGCGCGGGCAGGUCGUUGUCCGAUGCAGUGUUCGACCUGAACCUCGAGACCGAGGUUGCGGUCGCGUUGGAGGAGCAGGUGGUCACCGUGCUCCUGGACGCCUGGAAGUCCUUUGAGACGGUGACCCCCGAGGCCCUGAUACAGGAGGCGUGGCUGCUCAAGUUGCCGCUGCCGCUGGUCUGGCUUUUGGCGGAGCUCUACAGGCAGCCCAGGCGGCUGCAAGCGUUCGGCUCGGUGUCCUACGAUGUUGUGUCCUACCAAGGGGUGCUGGCUGGAUGCACGCACGCGUGCGCGCUCGUGUCGGUGCUGAUGCACCGCGUGCUGGAGUGGGCGCGCUGCAUGGGCGUCGCUCCCAGGGCCCUCGUAGACGACGUCACCCUUCAGUGGGUCAGGACCGCGGGCAGCAACGUCGGCGUCUUGUGGGCCGCGGUCACGCGCUUCCGCGAGGAGGCCAAGCAACUGGGCAUCAUCGCGCAGCCCGCCAAGUCUGGCUACGUGACCUCGUCCAAUGGCCUAGCCGCAGAGUGCAGGAAGCAUGCGGGAUCCCGCGGCUUGCAGCUGCUACGCUGGGCUCGCAAUCUAGGGCAUGACCUUGGAGGAGGCAGGAUCCAGCGACGGCGGGCCAAGCUGCGGCUGAAGGCGCAGGCGCGGCGGCGCGGGCGCCUGGCGGCGUUGAAGCGUGCUGCGGGCCGCAAGGUCACCGUGCUGAAGCGCACGGGGCUGCCAACUAGCGCCGGCCGCGGCGCGGACGUCGCGGGCGUCUCCGACGAUGAGUUGCAGCGGCUGCGGGCUGAGGCCAGCCGGCUGGCGGGGGCGCGGCCAGGCCCGUCGGGCGCGACGAUCUACCUGGCCACGCAGCGCAGCGCGAGGUUUGAUCCAGCCUACGUGGCGACGGUGGCGCUCGUGGUCAGGUACUCCAGCUGGGUCUGGGAGCAGAGGACAUCGUCGUUGGGCAGGCUUCAGCGUGCGUGGGCCUCCAUCACGCAGCGGCUGGCCGAGAAGCCGACGCGAGGGCUGGCGCGCGGCCUAAUCGCCUCGACGAUGCUCACGCUCUGGAGGGUCGGCUGGCACAUGCGGUCUAGCCAGGUGCUGGUCACUGACGAGGAGCAGCACAUCAGGCGACAGAUCCUGAGCCACUUCGGCGGCGCGCAGCCCACGGGGCCGAUCUGGAUGCGGGUCCUGAGGCUGCGCGCGGGCGGCAAGGGCGCCGCUGUUGCCGAAGGGCUUGCUGCCACCAGCCUCAGGACCCACUGGGCAGGCACGCCGUGGACCAGACAGGGGCAGCUAGACGUUGGGCUCGCUCCCGAUGGCAGCUGUCUGGCGCGCGGAGCGGAGGCGGGCCCCUUGGCGGGCGCGCCGGUGCACGACGAGCGCAGUUCGGUCGACGACAGCUCCGAGGAGGGCACCGACGGGGCGGUCGUGGCCCAUGGCUACGCGGAGGCCCCGCUAGCGGACUCGCAGGGGACCGCGACGCGCGGGUCUCCCGCAGCGCCGCGUGGCGGGCGCACGGAGGAGGCCCACCCAGAAGGUGGGCGCACGGAGGCCAGCCGCCUGCUUGCGGAGGUUGCGGCGCGCCGCAGCGCUUGCGCGGCGCCAGCGCCGUCCUGGCAGGAACGGCUGGAGGUGCUGCGGCGGCGCGCUGCGACUCGCGAGGCUGGCCUGGCGGGCGUUGCCGCUGGUGGGGCUGGCAGUGUUCCCACAGCGCAGGUCGUGGAGGCGUUGACCGACACGGGGUGCGCUGUUGGUGAUCGCGCCGAGCCAUGGGCAGUGCGGAGGCAGGCACUGCUGCGGCGGCUCCAGGCGCGGGCCGAGCGGCUCUGCGGCGGCGCCGGGGUGGUCCCCAGGGAGGCGCCUGCGGGCUUUGCCGCGCGGCUGCGGCGGCGCGGCAUCCGCGUGGCGCGGCCGCCGCCCAGGGCGGCCCUGCCGCAGCGGCCGCCGCGGCCGCUGGCCCUGGAGCGCAGGCUGGACCGCUGGGGGCGGUGGUGGAUCGAGCCGCUGCUCGACGUCGACGGCGCGGCCAGCGACUGGCUCGACCACUGCGUCCCGUACGCGGAGGCGGUCCUCGCCCAGCCCAGGUGGCGGCGUUUCCUAGGGGCGAUGGGCAGCGCGGCUGAGCAGCUGGCGGAGGCGCGGCGCCGCCGCGCAUGGCGCCGCGGAGCGAGGCUGCGCGGCGCCUACGCCAGGUAUCGCUCGGGCCUCACGCUGAGCCAGAUGUGCGUCACCGACAGCAUGCGGAGGUGCGAGGUGCACUGCCUCCGCAGCUGGCUGGCGGCGCCUGCGGGCCUGCCGCCCGCGCUGGGCUGGGCUCGGGCGGUGCGCCGCAGGCCGCGGCCUGGGGCGGCGGCGCCUCGCGAGGGCCAGGGCCGCUUCAGCGCGCAGGCGGCGUCGCAGGAGCACAGCGGCGGCGAGGGCAGCGACGCGGGCGAGGGCGUU